UUACCUCUUCCGGAAGUUGUUACGUCCCUUGACCACGCAUGAGUUUCCACGUAAGCGACUUACACCAGAAGUGGUCGUCGUUGGUUCGUUUUCGUUUGCCACUCACUUUGUCGUGUCGCCGGCCGCUCUUACAAACAACAACAUAUUUACACACAUACCAACACCUGCACGCGUGUAAUCACAGCAGAAGAACCAGCAUUUCACAUCUGUGAUGUUAAACAUAUUCUCUCCAGUUUGUAAUCUGUUUAUGUCAUCUCGCUAUUUAAUUUUAUUCCAGUGAUUUUGUUAUAAAGUGUGAAUGGAUGGAGCAGAAGACAAACGUCUGACAUUUACCCUAUGACUCUAAUAUCACCACUGCCAACAACCACUUCAUCAACAACAAACUACAAACAAUAAUAAUUAAUAAUAAUUAAUAUUUUCUAUAUAAAAAGAAAAAAAAAUUGUCAAUUGUCGCCAUCUCCACCAUAAUCCCCAUUAUUUAUGUGAUAUCAACAAAAAGAAGAAAACAAGACUUAUCAUAAUUACAUUUUUUUUGCGUACUUUUGUUGUCACAUUACCGAACACUAUCUUCGGGUUCGUUUGUGUCACCAUUUAUCCAAAAGAGAAAAGUGAACCAUGUUAAGAAGUCUAUCGAGCGACAUUUAAAGUCUGAUUGUAAGUUCGAGAAAGAAAGCGAGGAAAAACACGCAAGGUGUAAGAAACCCCCAAAUUUUCCCCUAUUGAACCAACUUCCGCUUCAAAUUAGUCAUCUACAACACGACCCUUCAUUUUGUUUGGUUUUUUUCGUCUCAGUACUGAAGUGUGUUUCUAUGUGACACUAUUAAAUAAGACAAUAAACUUUCAUAUUUAUAAUAAUACCCAUUAUAUUAUUAUCAUUAUAACUUAAUUAGCAGUGUCAUUCUACACGUACUUGAUUCAAGAUGAUGGAAGUAACAGAUUGUCAAAAAAUUGGUGUUGGUCUUGCUGGCUUUGGAAUAACAUUCCUCUUCUUAGGAGUUUUAUUCUUUUUUGAUAAAGGACUGCUAGCAUUUGGAAAUAUACUAUUUAUAAGUGGCUUGGGGUGUGUCAUUGGGCUGGAGAGGACUUUUCGGUUCUUCUUUCAACGGCAUAAGGUGAAGGCAACUGGUUUCUUUGUAACUGGUAUACUUAUUGUACUUAUCGGUUGGCCAGUCAUCGGUAUGUGCUUAGAAAUGUAUGGAUUCUUCUUAUUAUUUAGUGGUUUCUUCCCAGUUGCUGUAAAUUUUCUACGUCGUGUACCUGUAAUUGGCACUAUUCUCAAUCUACCAGGAAUUAGUUCUAUUGUUAACCGACUGGGUGAAUCCAAUUCCAUGAAUAAAGUCUGAUGUCAUUUAUCUUUAGUUUGUUCCAAAUAUUUUUUUAAGAGAUGAUGUUUGAGUGGGAUGGAGGCAACAGACAGAUGCAUUUAAAAGCUAUUUGUCUUGUGAUGUCUCAUAAUGAUGAUACAGCUAUUACUAAUGAUGAUGAUGAUUUCUUACAGAGGUACAAGACCAGUCAUUUGGAAGGAAGGGAACUAUCAAUGAUAUCAAUUGACACUAAUACUUACUUCAGCCAUUUAUCCACCCUGGACCAAUGAAAACUAAAGUUGUCCCCGGUGGGAUGUGAACUCAGGAUGUAAAAAGCUGUAACCAAAAACUACAAGACAUUCUGCCAAACUUUCAAAUGAUUUUACUAAUAAAACAAAUAGUUGUUUCUAAUGUAGGUACAAGGCCAGAAAUUUGAGGAGAGGGGUAAAUAGCUCAAAUUAGCACCAGUGCUUGACUAGUGCUUUAUUUUGUCAAUCCUAAGAGGAUGAAAGGCAAAGUUGAACUUGGAAUAUUAGAAGCUGGAAUCAAGGAACAAAACACAGCUUUUGUCUUCCCAUAAUGAAAAUUAAUCUUAAGUUUCCAACAAGGAAACACAAAAAUAGUGGGGGGAAACAUUUUCAUUCGUAUAAUUCAUUUACCAAGUUUAUUCUUAGGUUUAUAAUAAAAUUACAAUGAAAUUUAAAUAAUGAUAAUAAUUAUAAUAAUACUAAUAAUUCAGAAAUAUAUUUAUGUAUUAUCAUACUUUGAAAAGAUGAUUGUGACAUUUUUGUCAUAAAACAAAGACAACCUCAAUAGUCAUUCAAUAAAAUUCUUGUGACAUCAAAAACAUACAAUGCUCGCUGAUAAGAAUAAAUAUUCUAAAAUGGAUUGAGAAAUUCAAAGCAUUUAUUUGGUCUGAUAGUAGGACGCC
Octopus bimaculoides (California two-spot octopus) is the source of this 2235-nucleotide messenger RNA. RefSeq names its product vesicle transport protein GOT1B. Gene Ontology annotation, cellular component: membrane; endoplasmic reticulum. Gene Ontology annotation, biological process: endoplasmic reticulum to Golgi vesicle-mediated transport; retrograde transport, endosome to Golgi. The record is from RefSeq and is a predicted model, not a curated record. NCBI's taxonomy places the organism in Eukaryota, Metazoa, Mollusca, Cephalopoda, Octopoda, Octopodidae.